AUGCCGGGGCGGCGUGCGGGCAGCAUGUUGCGCCGCACGGAAGAAACGCUGCACAAAGCACUGCAAGAAGGAGAGCGUUUAGAUCUGCGCGCGUCGCAGCGUACAUUUGACGGUGCAUACCUGCGUGGAGCGCUGGGCCAGCUGACGUUUAGCAUGAUGAUCAUGAAGAUUUUUGAGCCUGCAUUUUUCUGGAUCGGCCUUGCGAACUGUGUACUGGCGCUGGGUCUAUUUGCCACUGCAUUUUUUCGGUACAGGAUGACGAUGCACUACGAGCCGAAUAGCACAGCACUGGGUACAUUGCAGAGCGAGGCGCGCACAGAGCCAGUGCAUAUGAUUGACCCCGACUCGUACGUGUACCUCCCGCGGUUCAAAACGGCGGGGAGCGUGGUUGUGUGCGUGUCGGCAUUUGUUAUUAUGAUGGAGAUCGCGAUUAUUGUGCUGAUUGCGACCAUGCUGUAG
Molecule: messenger RNA, 459 nt
Organism: Malassezia vespertilionis
Lineage: Eukaryota; Fungi; Basidiomycota; Malasseziomycetes; Malasseziales; Malasseziaceae
Exons: 1
Coding region: 1-459 (152 amino acids)
Source: RefSeq, a predicted model, not a curated record